AGAAGAAGAGCGCAGACUCCUGCCUACAGGAAGUGUUGAGUAGGUGCUGGUAGUAGCUUUCUUUCUCUGUGCUUGUUUAUUUCAUUGAAUCUGACAGAACAUAUCCCUGGUCCUGCUGGAUGCUGCCUUCACCUCCCAUUCCAGCUCAGCCUGUUGAGUGAGUGUGUGUGUGUGUGUGUGUGUGUAAAUUGAGUCUUGAUCCAUGUGAGCGUGUUUCUGUAGGAUAGUGUAUGUGAGUGUGUGUGCCCACCAUGUCCCCGUCUCCCUCGCUGUGUCUCCACCUUCCCCUCCUGCUGCUGCUUCUCCUCACCUCGUGUGCCUCUGCCCCGGAGACCCAGCCCAGCGCCACACCAGCUAACUGCACCACUGGAUGUGUUAAUGGUGGUGGCAGUAAAAAUGAAACCGAUGUACAGGUGAAUAAGCAGUCAGAUGACAGACUGGAGGAGUUGUCCCUCGACCAAUCUCUAUCCAUCAACCACACCUUAAACAUCUCUGUAGUAUCUCCAACUCCACUCAACCAAUCUGCAGAAGGAAAGCAACCACAGCCAGCAUUACCCACACAGGCUGCUCACACUGCGCCCAUCACCAGCACUGCUGAUACUACACCCGCAAUUGCAAGGAAUGUCAACAAAACCACUUUACCAGUGACUUCACAUCACACCUCAACUACACCCACAGCACCUCCAAAAACAACUACACAAACAACACCCUUCAUGACAACAUCAACGACUACACCAACAACAACAACAACUCCACCACCAACAACAACAACACCACCACCCUUCUCCACAGCAGCAGCGUCAAACCCUGCAACAACAAUAAAAACUACAACCACACUACCAAAAGCUAACACGACCCUUACGGUGACUACAACCAAAGGUACGCAACAGACGAAAGCCCCAAGCUCUGCAGCGCCACCACCAGUUCAGACGUCUUUACCUAAAGAGACCCCCACCGUAACCAUCAGCAGCACCACUACUGAAAAUAACAAAGGGCCUGUUGCCUUUGGAACGGUGGUGGAGGUUGCUGUGUCGCCGUUGACCCUGCAGCUGGUGGACACGGCGUCUUUACUCUCCGUCUUGCUCUUUGGCCUGCUCUUCUUCUUGGUCUCGGUGGCCGUGUUCGUCACUCAGGCCUACGAGAGCUACCGGAGGAAGGACUACACCCAGGUGGACUACCUGAUCAACGGCAUGUACACAGACUCUGGGGUGUGAGGGGGAGGCACAGCGCGUCGUAUUGCCUGGAGACUGUAACAUGGAGGAUGGACAGCAUGGUGCCGCUGUUGAUUCCCAAAGUGAGUCAGUGUUCCUGUUAGACAGUUCACAGGAGAAGAGGGAAAGGACUACACCAACAGCCCUGAUCUGCUCCACUUAACUCUUCGUUCUUCCCUGCUUCCCUUUCUUUAAUGGCUUCAACGCUAGGGCUUUGGUCCCAGUGUGCCCAAUGUGGAGCACGUUGUUUAGGUUACCUGUACGUAACCCUGGUUCUAUGCGUAGGUGCGAAGCCCUCUAUUGGUUCACGGCAAAUCUCCUCCACUGCUGGUCAGUCAGUCCAGCUGUGGUUGGUCAGCGUGGCUCGACCAAUCAGGAUGCUUCCAAGGUAAAAAAAAAAAAAAAACAUUUUUUCCUUUACUGAAAUAUAUGUGUAGGCCUUAUUGGCAAAUUGUUUCAGGUUUUGUAUCUUUUCCAGAUGAAUGUAUUUCAACUCUUAAUUUAUAGCAUUAUGAAUUUCUUUCCACAUUCAAAUCGAUGUUUCUAUUUGGAAUAUAAGGUCACAACGAUAUGAAGGACCGAAGCAGAUUUGUGAAUAUAAUAUACGAAAUGGGACUUUAUUUCACUUAAAAGGGACUCAAAAUGUUAAGUAAAAACUCUUUAAAAAUGCUUUGUCAACCGUAAACAAUAACUUACAAGACGUCUUAAGAAUAAUACACCAAGAGGGCUAAGCAAUAAUUCAGUAUAAUAAUCAAUAUCCUUCGUAUCAAAUCUGAUCAUAUGUCUGGGCAAAUUGUGAAUAUUUUAGAAAACUUAACUGAAGAGUUUGACUAACAUUGGUCGCUUACAUUAGAAUAAUUGUUUCUGAUGUAAUACAUUCAGCCUGUCUGUCUGAAUGCUGUUACUUGUAGUUAUUUUUUUAUAUGUAACUGAUAGAAAAGAUGUCCAAAAGUUGAACUACAUGUGUGUCAGUUGAAUUAUCUUUUGAAUGUAACCCUAAUUAACAUAGAGUGCAAUGGAAAAGAUCUGAGUGACCGGGAAACCGUUGGUGCACAUGAAAUCUGUCUGACAGUGAUGGUGUGUGUAGCAUUUCUCUAUUGCGGCUUUCAGUUUGUUAAACCUACUUUUGACCUUGGUACUUAGACUGAGUAGGGCUGCACGCUUUGGAAAACAAAAAUAAAUUGCGAUUAUUUUGAUUUGCGAUUUUAUAGGGAAAGAACAUUUACGAAACAUUUUUUAUUUUAUCAUUGAAUGACAUUAAAAUGAUCAACAGGUCAUUUUUUUUCAACAAUGAUUAUGAAUGAAUUGUGUGGAAUAACGACCUCUGCAGCACCACAAUACUUCAUUCAGAUAUGUUUACAUAUUUUUUCUUUACAAAAUAUUGCUUCUACUGCGAUUUAGAUAUUGCACUGGUCCAUAUUGCGAUUUCUAAAAAGGUAUUUCUAAAAUGUUCAGCCCUCAUCAGGACAUAGCACUCAGUUCUUUUUCAAUUCUACCUAAAAAUAUAAGAAAUAGAGCAGACUUUGAUUCCGAUUAAAUGUUGGAUGAAUUGUGUAGCCCUAGUUCUGAGAAAUAAUGAUACGUCAACAUCUUAAACUGUUCAACAUCUGUUUAGACGAAUGACAGAUGUUGUGCCUAGCUUAGCUCAACUCCUGCUAGCCUUUCACAUUCUUUGUUACUGCAGCCAGCCAUUACUGUCACCAUUUUAUAAUGUGGACAUCGCACUACUGCAAACGACGAGGGUUACUAUGCCAACAUGUUUUACUUUUUUUUUAUAUCAAAUAUUUCACAAAUGAUUGCAUUUGAUUUCAGAGUCGUAUGAUUUCACCGUCGUUCCAUUAGCUUUCAUUGAUGACAUUUCAGCUGCUUAGUUUCUUGUUUUCGAACGUGUCCUGCAAUGAAUCAUGGGAACGGCCCCAUACUAGCUUAUUUCAAUACAUUUCAUAUUUUGCUCACAAUUCAUGUAUUUUCAAAGGCUCAGCUAUUUUUUAUCUUUAUUUUGAGUUGUCUGUAUUAAUCCAUCAUCCGUCUUUAUUAAUGACCAAUGUAUGGGUAUUAUUUUGACCAUUGUUCCUAAACCGAGUAUUCAUCUGGCUACAGAUAUAGCUCUGUAUAUUUUCCUAACGACUGGGUUUAAGUUGCCAUUAUCUUUCCCAUAAUGAGUGAGAAACUGAAUUAUGGAAGUUAUAAAUGUAAAAGCAGGCGUGUUAAAGUUUGCAUUCCAGUUGAAAAGUGAUGAACACACACUCAGCAGUAGCUGUUAGAGUUAUGAACAAUAUGUAAUAUUAGGAAUGAUGGACAGAUGUUCUAAGUUGCUCUCAAUAGAUCUCCAGAGAACAAACGGAAAUGGAUUUCUUGUUGCCUUUUCUCUUCCCUCGACCACUUUGUAUUAGCGUUCUCCUCCUGAGGGUUCAUGGUUGAUGGACUGUUGCCAAAUAUUCACUGAAGCACAUUAUUGUAAGAUAAAGCCAAGGAAACAUAAAGCCAUUACUAAUGAUAUACGAUCAUCAUGUGAAACAGAGUAUUUGUGCAGUAAUUACAGCAAAAUGCAUUUCCUUAAUCUCUUUCUUUUAUUAUUAUUAUUUUCCACAUCUUUAAAGUUUACGUCACCCCCUAAUUUAUGCCUAAAAUAUGUUUAUCUCGGGAACAAGAUUCUUAUUCCAAUUUUUCGGGAAAUUAAAUAUGUUUUUAUUAUCCUGUUGCAGCCAUAAAACUAGAUCUCUGAUUGAUUUGACCAGUUAUUAUGAACAAAUAUAAUCCUGAGGUUAUUCAAAUCUGAUCAGAAUAAGAGUUAAUGAAAUGAGCCGCUCUCAUGCGUGGGUGCUGUGAUUUUCUUUCAUGAUCUCUCACUAAUGUUAUUAAGAUUAGCAUGGGAAAUGUUCUCUUGUCAUUAUUGAUCAAAUCUAAAACCAACCCACCUUCCACUCAUUGGAUAAAAACAGACAUAACUGCUUGGUAUUUAGAGAUAUUUAGCAUAGUUCACUUAAUUCUUUGUUCUUUGGGUUAUGAUUUCACAUUCUGUAAGUGAAGUGAAGUCCAAAUGUCAGACGAUUAGAAUGCGAACUGAUGAUGUACUGUGUCCAUGACGUGAGGGAAGCGUUUUCAUCAUUUGAGGAUUUUCUAACUUUGAUUUACACUUCUGUUGCCAAUAAUUGUAACGUAGCUGUUGAUGAGUUCAGGGUGGAUCUGUGUUUGCAGGAUGUCGAGAAAUGACGUGUGUGCCAACUCAACAUUGUACGAAUGCACUUUAAAAAUAUAUUUUUACUUGCAGAGUAAAUAAAUAUUGAAAAAGAAAUGUAA
Messenger RNA from Gymnodraco acuticeps, 4511 nucleotides. RefSeq names its product integumentary mucin A.1. The transcript has 3 exons. Lineage: Eukaryota; Metazoa; Chordata; Actinopteri; Perciformes; Bathydraconidae. The record is from RefSeq and is a predicted model, not a curated record. The coding region runs from base 252 to 1214 and encodes 320 amino acids.